AUGACGUCAGCAGCAGUAGAGAUGACCGCCCGCACGGACUACCCGAUGACGUCACCGUCGUCCGAAAGCAACGGGACAACACAUGUAUACGACACGUACGACCUCUUCAUCCACCCCCACUGGUACCAGUACGGCCUAAUUUCCCCAGCCUGGCAUUACUCCAUGGGCAUCUUCAUCACCUUCGUCAGCAUCUUCGGCUCGCUGGGCAACGUCUUGGUCAUGUACAUCUUUGGAACCACGAAAUCUUUGCGAACUCCAUCGAACAUGUUCGUCGUGAACCUCAGCAUGAGCGACUUCAUCUUCUCAGUCAUUCAAGGCUUUCCUCUCAUGACCAUCUCCUGCUUCAGCAAACGGUGGAUCUUCGGGAAAGUUGCCUGUGAGUUGUAUGGUCUAGUCGGUGGUAUCUUUGGUCUCAUGUCUAUCAACACCCUUGCCGUCAUUGCUGUGGACCGUUACAACGUCAUCGCCCGGCCAAUAAAAGCGUCCCGUUCCCUGAGCUACAAGCGAGCGUUCUUCAUGCUGCUCUUCGUCUGGUGCUGGUCAACUACCUGGACAAUCCCUCCUCUGUUUGGCUGGGGUGCUUACAUACCCGAGGGUUUCCAGACCUCCUGCGCGUUCGACUACCUGACAAAGAACGACUACUUCCGGUCAUUUAUCCUGUGCCUGUACAUCUUCGGGUUCGCCUGCCCCGUCAUGACCAUCUUUUACUCGUAUUUCCACAUCUACAGAGCCGUGGCUAGACACGAAAAGGAAAUGGGUCAGAUGGCAAAAAAACUGAAUGCAGAAAUCCGCCAAGGUCAGAGCGCCCAGAAAGCGGAGCUGAAAACUGCUCGGAUCGCCAUGACCAUUAUCACUUCGUUCUUGCUCUCCUGGACGCCCUACGCCACCAUCGUCCUCAUCGCCCAGUUUGGACCCACCGAGCUGGUCACGCCCUACGUGUGUGAGCUGCCCAUCGUGUUUGCCAAGGCCUCGGCCAUGCACAACCCGCUGAUCUACUCCCUGUCUCACCCCAAGUUUAGGGAGGCACUAAACAAACGGUUUCCAUGGAUACUCUGCUGCUGCGGUUUCUCGGAAAAAGAAAAAGAGACUGUGUCGGCGGCGGCGAUCGAAACCAAGUCGAAGAUGAACCGGAUGGACAGCGUCAACAGCGCGGCAGUCGGCGGCACCCAGAGCCAGAUGAGCGAGAUCAGCAACUUGGACAGUGACGUGGCUGACGAGCCGGAGCCAGCCGCCAGAGCCGGCAUGAAGAUGAAGAACAUCGCAGCCAGGAGUAGCGCCCAGGCUCAGCAGGACAACUCGGCUCUAGUCAAGGACAUCAUGCAGGCGUUAGCUGGCGCCAUGGCUGCUGCCCAGAACGGCGGUCCGCAGAUACCGACGUAUCCCGCCCCCCAGAUGAUGGCAGGACAAGACCCACAACAGAUGCAACAGAUGAUCUACGCCAUCUCACAAGGGAUAAUGAACAACGUUAACGGUCAGAUUCACCGACCGAUGGGAGUUGCCGGACCUGCAGCGUCCCCUACGUCACCCGCUAACGUCAUCACCACCCAAGCUGACGUCUCCGGCUGCCACACAAACACGGCCUUCCAAGCCGACUAGAAUAAACUCAUACAAAAGAAAAAAAACACCUUAAAAAUAUAAUCAACACAUACCUUUUAAGUCUGCAGAGAAUCCAAACUUUAAACUAUUUUGGUCUACAAUGAAAACUAUUAUUAAA
Molecule: messenger RNA, 1714 nt
Organism: Physella acuta
Lineage: Eukaryota; Metazoa; Mollusca; Gastropoda; Physidae
Product: rhodopsin-like
Biological process (GO): visual perception; G protein-coupled receptor signaling pathway
Cellular component (GO): membrane
Molecular function (GO): G protein-coupled receptor activity
Source: RefSeq, a predicted model, not a curated record